AAUCAACUCUCAUUCGAAACUUCAUUGAUAUAAACCCACCCUUGCAUUUCGAGUUCAAUUUUCAAUUAUAAUCAUUCUUCUUAAACUUUCCAGAAAAAACAUAUUAACACAAUGGCAACAACAAAUAUUAACUACAGCGCCCUUGAACAAGGCUAUGAGCUCGAAAUCAACACAUUGACCCCCGUCCUCACCAAACGCCAGCAAAUCACCCACGAGCUCAAUCAACUUCAGACCCUCCGCGACUCUAACCUUUAUUCCGCACAGCAAGCCCUCCUCAACUCCACUACUGUGUCAGACGACCAAGCCGCCCGCCAGGAACUCGACGAUGCCCGAUCCAGUAUCAACAACACACUCCAACAAGUCCGCACGCUGGUAGAUGAGCUUAGAUAUCUUGCGGAUCCGAGUGAUCCUCGUGUGCGCGCACAGGUCGAUGCGGCAAAGAACCAAGUGCAACAGGCUAUUCAGGAUUACUAUCGGUCGCAGACGGAGUUUGAUCGCGCGCUCCGCGACCAGGUAUGGCGGCGAUAUGAGAUUGCCAACCCUGAAGCCUCGCCCGAAGAGGUAGAGCAUGGGGUACAGCAGGUGUUGGCGGGGACACAGAUGGUUUUCCAGGUACAAGGGGCUCGGACUCGACAAGCGAAAGAUGCACAGGCUGCUGUUCUGGAGCGAUCAGCUGCCAUCCGCAAGAUUGAACAGGAUUUGAUGGCCCUUAGCGAGCUUUCUCAGGAAGUCGCCGAGCUUGUUCGCUCGCAGGAACCAAUAGUUGAGAAAAUCGAGGAAAAUGCGGAGGAAACGCGAUUGAACUAUGAGAAGGGCAAUGAAAAGAUCGGCCAUGCGAUUAUAAGCGCUCGUAAUGCGAGGAAAUAUAAGUGGUACAUUCUGCUUGUUUGCAGUAAGUAUACAGGCUUACCCAUUGGACUUUGGCUAGAUUGGCUUUGCUGACCGUGGAUGAAGUUCUUAUAAUCGCUAUCAUCGUGGCUAUAUGUGUCGGGUGGUGCAAGACUACCGACCACUGUUGAGCACGUUGAUGAUCCAGGGAAUGACGGAGGGCGUGAUGAAAACGCUCUGGCUAUGAAAAGACAUGUGUCUAUGUUUAAUUUAAUAUACUGCUAUCGGCUUCUACAUGAUAUGAUUAAUGAGAUGUGUUUUUAUGGGUGUUUACUACGACUUACUUGGAAUACUUCUCGAGUUAUCAGGGAAACAUAACACCUGGCUGGAUUUAAACAUUCAAAGCGUAAUGGUUCUUUUCCAUGACUAAAUUGAACAUUCUAGGUGACCAACGGAUGCUUUCUUCGUAUGCAUUCUUUCAAAUGACUUAAGGUGGGUCAUUGCUGAAUGGCAGAACAGCGACACCAUCGAUAGUGCUCAUAAAUGGAGUGUAG
Molecule: messenger RNA, 1382 nt
Organism: Aspergillus pseudotamarii
Lineage: Eukaryota; Fungi; Ascomycota; Eurotiomycetes; Eurotiales; Aspergillaceae
Product: t-SNARE
Exons: 3
Coding region: 112-942 (276 amino acids)
Biological process (GO): exocytosis; intracellular protein transport; vesicle fusion
Cellular component (GO): plasma membrane; endomembrane system; SNARE complex
Molecular function (GO): SNARE binding; SNAP receptor activity
Source: RefSeq, a predicted model, not a curated record